GAAAGUUUGCGGUCGGACCAUUUCUGUUCUGCAUUUAUUAUAGUCCACUUACACUGGGGAAGUGGCGCUUAUGUACAAUUAUGAAAGCAACAUGGGCAUAGCAAAAUAGGAGCAUUAAUUGAAUACGCGCUGUCUUUAGAUUGUUAUUCAAGGAUGCAGUCACGGAUUUUGUGCAAUGGCACAGUCGCCGCUGUUGCCGCCAGAAGAAUGCGAAACAUUUUGGGGACUGUCAUGGGAAAAGGAGGCUGGAGAUGCAGCGCACAUGAGGUCAAACUCCUUAACACGUCGUCAGGUGGUACGGUGAAAAUCGGCGAAAUCUCAUUUCAGUUGAAAGCCCCCAGAAACCCAGAACUUGUGCCAGUCAACCACAUGACAGAGUCAAUAUCGCCGACUGUGGUUCAGCAUCUCCGCUGGAUCAUGCAGAAGGACCUUCUGGGCCAGGAUGUGUUCCUCAUUGGGCCACCUGGUCCUCUUCGUCGCUCCAUUGCCAUGCAGUAUCUGGAGCUGACCAAAAGGGAAGUGGAGUAUGUGGCCCUGUCUCGGGACACUACAGAAACGGACCUGAAACAGCGCCGGGAGAUCCGGGCCGGAACCGCAUUUUACAUCGACCAGUGUGCGGUGCGAGCCGCAACUCAGGGCCGCAUCCUGAUCCUGGAGGGGCUGGAGAAGGCUGAGCGCAACGUGCUGCCGGUGCUGAACAACCUGCUGGAGAACAGGGAGAUGCAGCUGGAGGACGGCCGCUUCCUCAUGUCCGCGCAGCGCUACGACAAGCUGCUGCAGGAGCACCCGAAGGAGGAGCUGGACGCGUGGAAGAUCGUGCGCGUGAGUGAGGACUUCCGCGUCAUCGCCCUGGGGCUUCCCGUCCCACGGUACACCGGGAACCCCCUCGAUCCACCACUGCGAUCCCGUUUCCAGGCCAGAGACAUCUACUACCUUCCCUUCAAGGAUCAGCUAGAAAUUCUGUACAGCAUCGGACCAAAUGUCACCACGGAUAAAGUCUCACAGCUCCUGUCCUUUGCCACCACCCUCUGCUCACAAGAAUCAUCCAGCCUGGGUCUUCCCGACUUCCCUGUGGACAACCUACCCUCCGCCAUUAAAGUCCUCGACCUGUUCCCCAUGAUGUCUUGCCAGCAGCUGAUCCAACGACUCUACCCAUAUGAGGUCAUGUUGGGCAAGGAGGGCCGCAGCGCAGUGGAGGGGGUGCUCAGUCGCUUUGAACUUCUUGACUCCAGACAGCAGCCCAGUCCCACCAGGGUGGUAAGCGUGGAGCCCUUAAACCGGGAGCAGACUGGCUGCGCAGCUGUCACCCUGCGUGUGUCUGACACGGACGUCACCCUCCAGGUUCCGGCAGGAUCCAAUCAACCUCGCACCCCCGACCACAGCCGCAGCUUCAUCAGCACCCCCACCCACGCCCGCCUUCUGGCUGAAAUGAUGCAGUCCCACAUGGUCAAGGAUAUGUGCCUUAUGGGGGCCAAGGGUUGUGGCAAGUCUGUCAUCGCCAAGGAAUUUGCUGAGAUGCUGGGGUACAGCACUGAACCUGUAAUGCUGUAUCAGGACAUGACUGGCCGGGAUCUCCUCCAGCAGAGGUACACAUUGCCCAAUGGGGACACAGCCUGGAGGGUAUCCCCGCUGGUCAGUGCAGCGCGAGAGGGCAAGCUGGUCCUGCUGGAUGGCAUCCACAGGGUCAACCUGGGCACCCUGGCUGUGCUCUCCAGGUUAAUCCACGACCGAGAGCUGGCCCUCUAUGACGGUACCAGGCUCUUGAGGUCCGACCGGUACCAGAUUCUGAAAGAGGAGAUGAAGAUGUCUGACUCGGAGAUGGAACAGCGGUCCAUCUUCCCCAUCCACCCGUCCUUCCGCCUGCUCGCCCUGGCUGAGCCCCCGGUCCAGGGCAGCCGCGGCCAGCAGUGGCUGAACCCGGAGAUUCUCACCAUGUUCUUCUUCCACACCGUGAAGCCCCUGGACGUGGCCGAGGAGACCUCCAUCAUCCAGGGGAUGACACCGAAUGCCCCAGCAGAGGCGGUGCAGCUCUUACUGCAUCUCACUCACAGCUUGAGAAAAACAAAUGACCCAACAGCCCAAUCCUUGGCGUCUUCUCUGUCCACCAGGCAGCUCUUGAGAAUCUGCCGACGUCUGUCCCAGCACCCAGAGGAGACGGUCGGCCAUGCUGUGAACAAGGCCUGCCUUUCCAGGUUCCUGCCCAGCCUGGCUCGUUCGGCCUUACAGAAGAACCUGGCCAACUGUUCUAUCGAGGAUGGGCCGGACCCUGGCAGCACACAAAACCUGGACCUCAGCUGUGAAAUAAAAGACGGGAUUCUGAGGAUCGGAAAGGCUUCUCUUCCGGUAUAUAAUCCCCAUGAAAAAAUGAAGGUUCCUGAUGUCCUGUUUUAUGAAAAUGAGCAGCACAUGACAGUGAUGGAGGACAUGCUGAAAGACUUCCUGAUGGGGGAACACCUGUUAUUGGUCGGGAACCAGGGUGUUGGGAAGAACAAGAUUGUAGACCGAUUUCUGCAUUUAAUGAACCGACCAAGAGAAUACCUGCAGCUUCACAGAGACACUACAGUUCAGACGCUCACGCUGCAGCCCUCCGUGCGAGACGGAAUAAUCAUUUAUGAAGAUUCGCCCCUGGUGAGGGCCGUAAAGAUGGGCCACAUCCUGGUUAUCGAUGAGGCAGACAAAGCGCCAACCAAUGUCACCUGCAUCCUGAAGACUCUGGUGGAGAAUGGAGAGAUGAUUCUCGCCGACGGCAGGAGAAUCAUUUCAAAUCCCAGAGACGCAGAGGGGAGACCCAACAUUAUUGUGAUGCAUCCUGAUUUCAGGAUGAUUGUUUUGGCCAACAGACCCGGCUUUCCAUUCCUGGGAAACGACUUCUUUGGCGCACUAGGAGACAUCUUCAGCUGCCAUGCCGUAGACAACCCCAAACCCCAUGCAGAGCUAGCUAUGCUGAAACAGUAUGGGCCCGAUGUCCCGGACGCUGUCCUGCAGAAGCUGGUGGCCACCUUUGGAGAGCUGAGGGCGAUGGCAGACCAGGGGACCAUCACGUACCCUUACUCCACCAGGGAGGUGGUCAACAUCGUUAAACAUCUGCAGAAAUUUCCAGAUGAAGGACUGGCCAACGUGGUGCGCAACGUCUUCGACUUCGACUCCUACAACAAGGAGACGCGGGAGAUCCUGAUCACGGCCUUACACAAGCACGGCAUUCCAGUCGGGGCCAAGCCGACCAGCGUGAACCUGGCUAAGGAGUAAGGGCAACUCACUUUACUGCCACGGGCCGAUGGGCGAGAGAGAGGGUUUUGGGGGUCAGACCCAAAGACUCCCAAGACUGUUUAAAAGUAUUUCUUAAAGGCGUCGUUCGCUGUUUAUGUACGGCAGGGCAUUUGGAUGAGGUAGAGAGAGUACUUGAAAAUGCAUCAUUUUGACAGAAAUGUUUACAAUGUGUCCCGUGGCACGGUCCAAUCAGGACAGCUGUGACCUCAUUAUUGGAGUCUUUCUCACAGUAGUCGUUGCAUUUCCAGCUAAUUUGUCGGUCAGCAAUAGGAGAAAUAUAACAAUAAAACUGUACUUCUUAAGGCAUUAAGAACCAUUAGCAAGAUCUGCUGCUGAUACAUAAACUCGCAUCGUUGCUGCUGAUUAUAUGUCAGUGAUUAUAGUAUGAAAGGUAAUAUGACGUAUUGAAUCGGUGCAUUUAGUCCUGCGGUGAUAUACUGUGCUAUAAAUGGAGUAUAAAUACUGUUAAGAAGCCCCUUUGGAAAUUAUACUUUGUAGGUUGUCCCACUCUGUGUAUAAAUCACUGUUGCCUAGAUUGCAGAUGACAGUGAUGAGUGGAUCGAUGUAAACAGUCCCGAGCCGUCCAGCAGAAAUCAGUACAAUAUCAACAUACACAUUCCCUGCUGUCAGUCUACAGCCAUGUGCUAAGUAUCCAGAUGUGAGGUGUCCAGUCUUUUCAUUCAGGCAGUAACGUGGACACAUUUGCGAUAAGCUAACCUUUACCUGCACUGGAAUAACAUUCUGGAUAAAGUCUGGGAUGUUGUGGACAAAACACAACUUUAUUCCAGGAACUGAACAUCAUUGUCUAUAGCCUUUACUUAAAAUUGACAUUUAAGUGAAGUUGUUUAAACAGCAGUUGUGUGGAGAUGCAGGUAACCAAUUAGACAGGUGUCUAUUGCACACUUUGAUUUUCAGAAUAAUUAUUUUAUUUUGCGUAACAAGGAAGUUAAGCAAGUCCUUUUUGAAGGGUUUGCGUUCAUUUCACUGUAUAGUUUUCUUUGAAUAAAGGAAAAUAUUUGUUUCUUCA
This is a messenger RNA of Paramormyrops kingsleyae, 4294 nucleotides long. Lineage: Eukaryota; Metazoa; Chordata; Actinopteri; Osteoglossiformes; Mormyridae. The record is from RefSeq and is a predicted model, not a curated record.